GCCUGCCCCUUCCGGUAGCCAUGCGCCUCGGGGUAGAGGAGACCCUGGGAGCCCUGAACUCGGCCUUGGGGCCUGGCGGCCCAGUGUGGUUCAAGGAGACGCACGCCCGCCACCUGCGUGCCCGAGACUUCUUGGCACCGCGCCGCGCAUUGCAGGCGCGCUUUGGGGACGACCAGGUGCCUGAGGGCGUGGUUCACGCCAUCGUUGGCCUACAGGGUCCGGGCGUGGCCCCGGUGCUGUGCUGCGCGCCGACCCCCGCGGGGCUGGCGCUUCAGCUGCAGCGGUCCGCUGUCUUUGAGCGUGUGCUCUGUUCCGUGGCCGCCUAUGCCGCGCCCGCCGCCCCCACCGGCCCUACCCCGCGCGUCGUCUUGCACUGCCCGGCGCUGCGCGGCAGCCCCAGCACCCUCCGCCUGAGCCAGCUCCGUGCCGUGCUCGUGGCGGACCACCUGGCGCGAAUUCUGCAAGCUCACAGGGUGAGUGUGCGCCGAGUCCCCGCUGUGCGGGACCCGCACAUGCCGACCUUUCUGCGGCAGCUGCGGGUGGACUGGCCCGAGGUCUCAGAGAAACCCUCGACCGAAGCCCUAAGGAAUCGCGCGAUUGCAGAGCUCUCCCCUGCCCGUGAGGCUGGAGCCCUGCCCCCUGGCACCCUGGGUCGAGUGUGCCUGAAGGAACUGAUGGAGGAGCGGGGACGCACAGCUGGCUAUGACCCCAGUGUGGACAGCUGUUUGGUGACGGAGGAUCUGCUCUCUCUGCUGGCCGAGCUGCAGGAGGCUGUGCAGGCUGGUGCCGAGGGCAGCUCCCUAGGCCUGGCUGUGGCCCCAGAUGCUGGCGCAGAUAGCUAUGUGGUCCUACACGUAGUGAGCUGUGAGGAGGAGUUCCAGCAGCAAAAGUUGGACCUGCUUUGGUGGAAGCUGGAUCAUCAGGCUCCUCUCACACAGAAGCACCUGGUCUGUGGCCCAGUGAAAGUGACUGGUGCGCCCAGCAUCCUGACUGCCCCCGAAUACUACGAGCUCCGGCACGCCCAGGUGUGCAAGGUGUCAUCACUGAAGCAUGGCAAGGACCUGGAACAAGACCCAGCCUGGAUGGAAAUCUUCAGGGUUCUGUCUGUGGCUACCAUUAAAUUUGAGAUGCUCAGCACAGCCCCCCCGAGUCAGCUUCUCCUGGCCCUGGCUGACAGCAGCAUUUCCACCAAGGGCAGCAAAAGUGGCACCUUCGUCAUGUAUAACUGUGCACGUCUCGCCACCCUCUUUGAGGGUUACACGUGCAGCGUGGAACAAGGUCUGUACCCCACCUUCCCACCUGUGAGCAGUCUAGACUUCUCCCUGCUGCGUGAUGAGGGUGAGUGGUUGCUACUCUUCAACAGCAUCCUCCCCUUCCCAGACCUGCUGAGGCAGACAGCAGCCCUGACCCUGCCCUGCCCCACCCCAGGGCUUCACGUCGCUGCGCGCACAGAGACGGUAUGCAAGUUCCUGGUCCAGCUCAGCAUGGACUUCAGCUCAUACUAUAACCGGGUACACAUCCUAGGGGAGCCUCGGCCACACCUGUUUGGUCAGAUGUUUGCCCGUCUGCAGCUUCUGCGGGCCGUGCGAGAAGUGCUCCACACUGGGCUGGCCAUGCUGGGUCUCCCUCCGCUGAGUCACAUUUAAGGCCAAGGAGGCCUUAGGAUCCAGGAAUGUCCACAAAGUCAGCAACUGAAAGGGUGGGGUGGGGGGAGGAUCUGGAUUUUUUUUUUUUUUAACGAUCUGGAGCCAAAAUAAAUUGUGUGACAAGGUUUUGUCCCCUGGCA
Molecule: messenger RNA, 1786 nt
Organism: Capra hircus (goat)
Lineage: Eukaryota; Metazoa; Chordata; Mammalia; Artiodactyla; Bovidae
Gene: DALRD3
Product: DALR anticodon binding domain containing 3
Exons: 12
Coding region: 21-1646 (541 amino acids)
Biological process (GO): arginyl-tRNA aminoacylation; tRNA C3-cytosine methylation
Molecular function (GO): tRNA binding; ATP binding; arginine-tRNA ligase activity
Source: RefSeq, a predicted model, not a curated record